This is a messenger RNA of Schistosoma bovis, 2574 nucleotides long. The record is from the annotation of a GenBank genome assembly. NCBI's taxonomy places the organism in Eukaryota, Metazoa, Platyhelminthes, Trematoda, Strigeidida, Schistosomatidae.
UCGAAACUUCUGAAGGCCCUCAUUCUCCAUUAUCACAACUAGGUGGACACACAAAGCAGAUUAGAAACAACGUUACAACAUCUACUGUUCCAGGUACUGCUCUCUUCCUCGGUGUUGGAGAUACUGGUCAACUUGGUUUGGGACCAGAUGUAACAGAACGCUCAAGACCUGCGCUCCCAAGUGCUACGAGUCUUGGUGCGUUGCAAACAACUAAAGAAAAUUCUUUUUCGUAUUUCACACAAAUAUGUUGUGGGGGCAUGCAUUCUGUCUGCCUGACAACUAAUGGUACUGUUGCUACCUGUGGUUGCAAUGAUGAGGGAGCUUUGGGUAGACCAACGGGUAUGGAGUCUGGAUCCUGUGAUUCGUCUCCAUGCGAUCGCAAUGGUUCUUACCCUAUUGUAGAUGAGUGUCAUCUUGGACUUAUACCGUUUCCAACGAAGGUGAAGAUAGUUAUGGUUUCCGCUGGUGAUAGUCAUACUGCAGCCUUAGAUACCAAUGGUCAGGUAUGGUUGUGGGGAACGUUUCGAGGAGCUAGUGGUCCUAUAGGACUUACACAACCUGGGGAGAUUUGUUCAACUCCGCGACUGUUACUAGCUUAUUCUAUGAACAGUUCCAGUGAGCACAAUGAUGGUGUUUCAAACAAUGAAUCCAAGUUAUCUAGUCGAUCAACAAAUACAGCGCUUUUAACUUCUAGUACACACGUAGUAAAAAUUGCUUCUGGACAAGACCAUUUGGUUUGUCUGACAGAUGAAGGUCGUCUCUACACUAUGGGAUGUGGUGAACAAGGUCAACUGGGUCGUGUUGCUGAACGGUUUGCUAAAGAUGGUGGUCGUUCAGGGAUUAGCUCAUUACUUCAAACUACUGAAUGUCGAGUUCGUGGGGCCGUCCGUUUUUCCGAUGUGUGGGCAGGAGGUUUCGCUACAUUCGCUCGUUGUCAAAUGACUGGUGCUAUCUAUGCCUGUGGUCUAAAUAAUUAUGGUCAGCUAGCAUUACGCGAUACGACCGGUCAUGGAAAAUCGCUUUCAUGUAAUUCUACGGAAGAGUUUGUUGACAUCGAAGUGAAUAUGGCUGAGAAUGCUGAAAAGUUAGUAACUGAUCGCCAGGAAGCUGACAGGUCGGAGGCCCAGCUAAUCGCUCGGCAAGGUCCCCUUAUUCAGUUCAUGUUAAUUCGAGCAUUUGGAUUUGAUCCGGAUCAAGAUUGGCGUCAGUUUGCGAUCGGUAUGCAUCAUACACUGGCUUUAAACCAUCUUGGUCAUGUGUACGCUGUUGGUCGACCAGAUUACGGUCGUCUUGGUUUGGGGUGUGAUUUGAAGGGAUCGAAAAUUUCAGUGAACAAACCUACACGCGUGCUUGGUGCACUUAGUGAGUGUGUCUGCUCAUGGAUCGGUUGUGGAGAAGUAUGUUCAUUUGCGGUUGAUACUAAAGGUUUUGCUUACUCUUGGGGUAUGGGUAGCAAUCAUCAACUUGGACAUGGAGACAGUGAAGAUGACUGUUGGGAACCAGAGUUGAUGCUGGGAAAACAACUAGAAGAUCGUCGAGUUUUAAUGGUUGACGCUGGUGGUCAACAUACUGUUAUGCUAGCUUGCUCUGCUACUCAGCCAAAAGCGAUUGAUACUGAGGUAGAUAUUGUGAUGGGUGAUUCUAAUCAGCUUCCAAAUGGGACGAACAAAUCUCCUGAAGCCGAAAAACAUGAUGAGGAAAUGUCAGAAGUGAUGUGUGGUCCACUUUCUAAUAAUAAUGUAGAGCCAGAUCAGCAAAGUGUAGAAUUAUCCAAAAAUCUUAAGAUGUGUGAUUCUUCCGCUGAUACAUCAGUAGAGCGUAUUUUGAUUCCACCUAUUGGACCUGGUGCCCCACAAAGCAAGCGAAACCGACGUGCAAGUCCUUCGUCUGUAACUGGAAGUACCGGGACGACGUUGUUAACUCCUGUUGGGUUUAGUUGUGAAAGUACAACAGGAAGUACAGCAGGGGCCACAAUCAAUAGCAGCGUUCAUAGUUCUGCUGUUUCUGAUACUUGCUCCGUUGGAUCAUGUGCAUCGACAAGUAGUACAAGUAGUCAGUUGAAUAGUGCUAAAAGUACCGAUGGUGGUGGAAGUAGCCGAUGUAGUUCUUUUGACAAUUACAGUGUACAGAGUAGUUUAUUGUUAGUACCACCCACAGAAGAUAAAUCCCGUAAAGGCACAUGAUACCCUGUCCUUAUUUUCAGUAUUUUAAAAAAUCUACUUGGUAUUAUUAUUUUAUUUUGUCUUGGUUUUAUUUCUAAUAAUGGUCACAAUUUGUAAGAAACUAAAGAUGAACUUACUCUUUAUGUAAUCCAUUGUUUCCAGACAACUUUCACUCAAACUAUUUCAGGCAACUAGCUGAUUAACUCACCUAUCCGUUUUAUACGUAUAAUGUUUAUUUUGUACACUACAUCUAUUUGUAUAUUUUAAUCUUUGUUAAACAUUUGGGAAAUAAGAAAAACUUUAAAUAUCCUAAUGUAUACUUUAAAUGUUAAUUUAACGUUUGUUUUUGUGAUUGCUUGUAUGUAUGCUUAUGUAAUUAUAUUAUAAUAAUAAUCCAUAUUCAUUUCAACGU